AUGGGGUCCUCGCGACCUGCCACGCCGGCGUCGCCCAGAGUCCCCAAAAUCAAGAUGGCCCAGCCAGGUGUCCCCCUGUUCGGCUGUGAACACAUCCGCAUCCUUCUGGAGGGAUCUGUCGAGAUACUACAGAAUACAAUAAAACACUACAAAGACUGCCUGAGCGUAGUAUCCGAUCCUACUAGAAAGACCAGUUGCCAAACCUCCCAAGGCCCUAACGGAGAGGCCCGGACAACCCUCACUCCCAACUACCUCUGUCUCCAAUGUGAUCGCACAACCACCGCAGAAGGCCGAACUGAGCAUGGAAUGGAGACUAAGCAUCGACUCUAUGUUGAAUCGAGAAAUGGUUAUCUCUUCUGUCAGAUGUGUGAUGAUUUCGUCUUUGACCCAACACUCGAGGACCUGAGACUAAGGAAGUUUGGUACAGGAAGCUUCUCAUCACGGAAACGAAAACUCGAUGACCUCUUCACAAAUGCUUCUAAAGAGGAUGCCCAACUCAUGUCCCUGAACACUAACAACACGCCGUGCCGUGCCAAUGGGAUACGUGGCAUCUACAAUAUGGGGGCUACUUGCUACAUGAAUGUCAUUCUUCAGAGUUUGAUACAGAACCCUCUGUUGCGAAAUUUUCACCUGGGCGACGGUCACAGAAAUGCCGAGUGUAGUCGGAAGAAUUGCGUAGCUUGUGCAAUGGAUGAGAUGUUCCAGGCCUUCCAUGCACAGCCCGACACAGUUGGGUACUCCGCACACAACAUGCUUGCUUGUUUCUGGAUGUCGAAGCGGAAAGCCUACGAGGAACUCGCCAGCAACAAGGAGCAAGAUGCACAUGAGUUCUUCCAAUUCCUAACCGAGGAGCUUCAUGAGAUAAACGCCAGUGCGAAGCUCCAGUCGAUCGAAGAUGGUGCCCCUUCUCCAAAGCGCACCAAACCCGAUUCGAGCUGUAAUUGCAUCGUCCAUCAGACCUUCUAUGGCCGUACACAGAGCACGAUUACGUGCCAAGGCUGUGGUGAGGUCCGAACUUCAGUCCAGCAGUUUAUGGAUCUUAGUCUGGGUCUAGAUGUCCUUUCGAAGAAGAAAAGUAUCAAAGUAACUGGACUGAGCGUGAAGCGAUGUCUUGAGGCAGAGUACACGGUUGCAGAACGUUGCGAAUAUACUUGCCAUGUGUGUGGGACCAAUGAAGCAAAGAAGCUAUCGAGCAUCAAGAGUCUACCAAAUGUACUCGCUCUUCAGUUAAAGCGCUUUAAGCAGUACAAUGGCAAUGCCUCAAAGAUUGAGACAAAGGUCUCGUUUCCUCUCAAGCUCGACAUGUUUCCGUACACCAACCGGGCCCGGCAGGACAUUAAACAAAAUCCCGAGUUGGCAAGAGGAUGUACAUAUGAACUUCAAAGUGUUGUCGUUCACGUUGGCAACCUCGAAACUGGUCAUUACAUCUCGUACUCACGAGUCGGCAACCAGUGGUUCAAAUUUAACGACCACAAUGUCACAAUGGCCUCCAAAUCAGAUGUCCUCAACGCAGAGGCCUUCAUUUUAUUUUACGUCAUACAAUCGUUGGCAUGA
Molecule: messenger RNA, 1554 nt
Organism: Drepanopeziza brunnea f. sp. 'multigermtubi' MB_m1
Lineage: Eukaryota; Fungi; Ascomycota; Leotiomycetes; Helotiales; Drepanopezizaceae
Biological process (GO): protein deubiquitination
Molecular function (GO): zinc ion binding; cysteine-type deubiquitinase activity
Source: RefSeq, a predicted model, not a curated record